AUGGCAGAGUUCGCGCUUGGGUUGACCAAGUCGGCGGUGGAGGGGACGAUAAGCAGGGUGAAGUCGGCGAUUGACGAGGAGGGUAAGCAAAGGGUGCGUGUUCAGGACGACCUGGUGUUCAUCACCGGGGAGUUUGAAAUGAUGCAGUCCUUUCUUGGCGUCGCCAAUGCCGAGCGCGCCAAUAACCCGGUGGUGCGGACAUGGGUGAAGCAGCUCCGUGACCUGGCCUUCGAUGUCGAGGACUGUGUUGAGUUCGUCAUCCACCUUGACAAACCGGCACGCUGGGACUGGGUCCGGCGCUUCACCUCGUCCGUCAUCUGCAUCGCAAGGCCGCCGCUGCCCCUGGAUGUGGCGGUUGCAGACAUCAAGCGGCUCAAGACCAGGGUGGAGGAUGUAAGCCAGAGGAACACACGCUACAACCUCAUCGGUGACUCCGGCUCAAGCUCCAACUCUGCCGUUACUGUUGUCUCCACUCCGGCAGUAGAGCUUAAGCCGGCCGGCGCAGCAUCAGCAUUCCACACCCUAUGCGAGGUGUGGGAGGAAGCGGGGAGGAAGCGACGCGGCACGGAUGAUCUCAAGAAGUUGAUCUUGAGAGGAGGGGGUGACCUUGAAGUCAUCUCCCUAUGGGGAGGUCAAGAGGCUGCACAUCUUGAGGUUAUUAAGGAGGCCUACAAUGAUCCACAGAUCUGCCAAGAAUUCUGUAUCCGUGCACGGGUAAAGCUGCUGCAUCCAUUCAACCUUGACGAGUUCCUCAAGAGCUUGCUCACUCAGUUCAACUCGGCGGCCUCCUUUCACCGACAAAGGAGCUCUGGGCAUUCUCACAUCCAGAUCCAGGCAACGGAUGGCGUAUGUGAGAAUGACCAGCUCAUGCGCCAUGUGACAGAGCAUAGGUAUCUCGUCAUCCUGGAAGAUGUAUGCACUGCGGCAGAGUGGGAUGACAUCAGAAAGUAUCUGCCGGGCAGUAAGAAUGGCAGCCGGAUAGUCGUGUCAGCGAAGCAAUUGGGGCUUGCGGUUUCCUGCGUGCGGAAGUCGUACCAACUAGCGGAGCUCCAAAAGUUCUCUCAUGGUCAAUCUCUUUGUGCAUUCAUCAACAAGCUUUUUUGUUGUUGA
Triticum turgidum subsp. durum (durum wheat) is the source of this 1110-nucleotide messenger RNA. NCBI's taxonomy places the organism in Eukaryota, Viridiplantae, Streptophyta, Magnoliopsida, Poales, Poaceae. The record is from the annotation of a GenBank genome assembly.